AUGGCAUCUGGCUGUUCUGAUCAGGAAAAAAAGGAGGAAAAGGACUUGAAUAUAGAUUGUGAAAUAAGGACUCCUGAACCUAGUAGUGUGAACACAUUUGCAGUAAAAGUUGACCAGGACACAGUUAAGGAAUCGGAAGUUUGGUGCCAUAGUAAUGAUGAUUCGCAAAGUAUAUCAGAUGAAGGGAAAAAAUCAAAUGAAUGCCAACUGCAUCUCGAAUUGAUAAAUUAUGUAAAUAAAUCUCAGACACUGAAGAGUAAGACCUAUCAUUGUGUCGCAUGCCCGAAAGUAUUCACAACCCCAUCCAAACUCCAGAGGCAUAUCUUGACCCAUACAGGACAGAGACCUUUCAGUUGCUAUGUUUGUGGAAAGAAAUUCCGUCAGCUUUCACACAUGAAAUUCCAUAUCCGUACACACAAUCAGGCCAGAACUACAGUGCAGAAAACAGACCCUGAGGACGGUGACCCAUUUACCUUGCAACACGUUGAGCAUGACCAAGUGUCUUCAGUAACAACUGUAGAGUCUGACAUUUCUCCGCAGGACACUAUUCAAAUCCUUGAACCAGAGAAGCGUCUUGAUGGUAACCGUAAUCCGAGUUCACCUCCAGAAAGUGGAACGGAUCAAAACUAUCACUAUAGCUCUGGGAGGAAUAAACGGCAGAAACACCAGUGUUUGAACUGUUACAAAUGCUUCUCAUGUCCGUCCAAACUUCAGAGGCAUCUUCUGAUACACACUGGACAGAAGCCCUUCCGAUGUGUCAUGUGUGGGAAAACAUUCAGACAAGCCAUACAUCUGAAAGUCCAUCAGCUAACCCAUAACAAAUGGAGACCACUGAAGCGAACAUCUCAGCAGGAUGAGCUUGAUAACACAAAUGGUGGUGGACGACACCUUACAUGGUCAUCUAGUCUCACCAAUGCACCUCACAGUAAUGUGAUCACAUCUGACUGUUCUCUUCAGGAAACAGUGGAGGACCAAGAUAUAGACCAUAAAAUGAAUUCUCCUGAGCCUGGUCCUGUGAAUACUUAUGCAGUGCAAUUUGAUCAAGACUCAGUUGCAGUACCUGGUGAUUUGUACCCUAGUGAUGAUUCGGCAAGGAUACCACACCAAACAACAAUAUUAACCAAACAACCGGAGCUGGUCUCAAAUGAAAACAUAAAUACACGUUGGGAACUGAAGAGGAACACUUCUCAGUGUGUUGUGUGUCUAAAGUGUUUCUCCAGCCCGUCUAAACUCCAGAGGCAUAUCUUGACCCACACUGGACAAAGACCUUUCAGUUGCAAUGUUUGUGGAAAGAAAUUCCGUCAGCUUUCACACAUGAAAUUCCAUCUCCUCACCCAUAAUCGGCCUAAAAUUACUCAACAGAAGAUUAUUGAGAAUAAUGACACAUUUUACUUCCACAAAAAUCUGUUGGAUAGUGUUCCAUCAGUAACGACCUUAGACUCCAUUUCCCCUCUUCAACAGAAGACUCCUGGAAAAGGAACAGAUGUGCCUCUUCAAUUAAGCCAUAACCUUGCAUCUUGUGAGGCAGUGUUGGAUCAUGACACUGUUGUUGAUAAUGGGAGGAAUCGUGGCAAUGUAAAACACCAGUGUUUGAUCUGUUUCAAACUCUUCACAUGCCCUUCCAAACUUAGGAGACAUAACCUGAUACACACUGGGCAGAAACCUUACCAUUGUGCUCUGUGUGGGAAAACCUUCAGACAAGCUAUACACCUAAAAGUUCAUCAGCAUACCCACAGUCAGUGGAGGGCUUUCAGAAGAACUGUCCUGAAGGAAGAGGUUCUCAAAAGCAUAUGCCGAAAGCAGGAUAAAGCAAAGGGCUUUAUCACCAGUGUUCAGACAAGUUCUCGAUUAAAAGCAGGUUUAAACCAGUUUCCAGGCAAAGAGGUUGUAGAGGAUAAGAUUUGUGGAGUAGUUCUGGAGGGGCAUGAAAAUCAGUUGGAUGCUGAAAUGAAUCCCUUCCAAGGCACUCAGAACUGUAGUGCAUCUCAGCAGGAUCAGCUUGAUAACACAAAUGAUGGUGGGCAACACCUUAGUUGGCCAUCUAGUCUCACCAAUGCUCCUCACAGUGAUGUGAUCACAUCGGACUGUUCUCUUCUGGAAACAGUGGAGGACCAAGAUAUAGACCAUAAAAUGAAUUCUCCUGAGCCUGGUCCUGUGAAUACUUAUGCAGUGCAAUUUGAUCAAGACUCAAUUGCAGUACCUGGUGAUUUGUAUUCUAGUGAUGAUUCGGCGAGGAUGCCACACCGAACAACAAUAUUAACCAAACAACCGCAGCUGGUUUCAAAUGAAAACAUAAAUGCACGUCAAGAACUGAAGAGGAACACUUACCAGUGCGUCGUGUGUCUAAAGUGUUUCUCCAGCCCCUCCAAACUCCAGAGGCAUAUCUUGACCCACACUGGACAAAGACCUUUCAGUUGCAAUGUUUGUGGAAAGAAAUUCCGUCAGCUUUCACACAUGAAAUUCCAUCUCCUCACCCAUAAUCGGCCUAAAAUUACUCAACAGAAGAUUAUUGAGAAUAAUGACACAUCUUACUUGCACAGAAAUCUGUUGGAUAGUGUUCCAUCAGUCCUAACCUUAGACUGUGUUGCCCUUCUUCAACAGAAGACUCCUGGAAAAGGAACAGAUGUGCCUCUUCAAUUAAGCCAUAACCUUGCAUCCUGUGAGGCAGUGUUGGAUCAUGACACUGUUGUUGAUAAUGGGAGGAAUCGUGGCAAUGUAAAACACCAGUGUUUGAUCUGUUUCAAACUCUUCACAUGCCCUUCCAAACUUAGGAGACAUAACCUGAUACACACUGGGCAGAAACCUUACCAAUGUGCUCUGUGUGGGAAAACCUUCAGACAAGCUAUACACCUAAAAGUUCAUCAGCAUACCCACAGUCAGUGGAGGGCUUUCAGAAGAACUGCCCAGAAGGAAGAGGUUCACAAAAGCAUAUGCAGAAAGCAGGACAAAGCACAGGGCAUUAUUGCCAGUGUUCCUCAAACAAGUUCUCUAUUUAAAGCAGGCUUAAACCAGUUUCCAGGCAAAGAGGUUGUAGAGGAUGAGAUUUGUGGAGUAGCUCUGGAGGGGCAUGAAAAUCAAUUGGAUGCAGAAAUGAAUGCCUUCCAAGGCACUCAGUAUGAUAGUGCCCCAUUGCAGCUAAAGAGUUCUAACACUGAUCACUUACUUCAGAAACCUUUUAAAUGUAACAUUUGUUCCAGGAGCUUUAGACAGUUCAGCAACUUAAAAGCACACUAUCUAACUCACUUAGAGACACAUCAAGUAGAAAACUGUUUUCCCACCAUAAAGAAUGAAAUCUGCCAAAAAGAGAUUAAUUAUGCUUUAGAAGAAGAGGAACAUAACUUUGCAGUGAAUCAACCAGUCUCAGUAAAUUCCUCCACCCAGAAUUCCACCCUGGAAAUGGUAUCAGGACCAGACAUAAGCAACACACAAGAUCAAGCUUCCCAUGAACAUAUUGAUACAGAGGGAAAGUACACACUAAGAGGAAAAGGAGACUCCGAUUGCAGUAGUUUUGAAAGCGCAAGGCUUCAGCACUCUACAUCAACUUUACCUACCACACAAGAAGAUGAACAUAACUGGGAUAGAUUUUCUCCAGUUGAUCAAGAAGAGCCAGACUGUGUAAUUAUAGAAAGUAAUGAUAGUGCUGGAGUGGGAUCUCCUGCCACACUAUGGCAUGCUAAUGGGAACUCAGAAAUUAACCGUUCGAUCAAAAAAGGUUACCAGUGCCCUGUGUGCUCUAAGUGCUUCUUUUCAUCUUCAGAGCUGCAACAGCAUUCACAUACCCAUACAGAGAACAAACGGUUGGAGUGUCCCUUUUGCUUAAAAGAAUUCAUGCAAAAAUCUCUUUUAAAUUCACACCAGUGUACACAUAAAGAUAGGAGAGAUUCUGGUCAAUUUCAUCUGAGUAGCACAAGGCAGUCAGAAGAACAGGAUGGACAGGAAUUGGCUGUCUGUGAUCAGAGUACUAAUUUUACUACAAACGUACCAGUGAUGAACAGCAUCCUGAACAGGAAUCCUCUAACACCUGACUAUAGCAAUGAUAACAUCAAUUCACUGAACAAGGACAUGUCCAGUCCCACUGGCUUGAUGUCUGUGAGGAAAGUAAAACAUACUAGGAAAGCCUAUCAAUGCACAGUUUGUCUAAAGAGCUUUGAAAGCCCUUAUAAACUAUCAAGACAUUUUCUCAUUCACACAGGCGUGAAACCUUUCAAGUGCAGUGUCUGUAAUAAGUCAUUCAGACAGCUUUGCCAUUUGCAGAGUCACCAACAGACUCACAGAGGGAAAAUAUCCAGGGAGGUGCAGCAAAUGGACGAUGGGCACAGUUUGGGGCAGACAGAGGACUAUCCUUCACAGACCCUGGUUUCUGAAGGACAUUUCUCUAGCACUCCAGUUCCUCAAGAGGCAAAGCUAAGAGAUUCAUUACAUUUGCCAGACGAUACCUCAUAUGCCCUCAAACCUAGCACUAACCGCAACUUAACUCUUAGUGACAGUUCAGACCAUUCAGCAGAGAACAUAGCCUCAGGAUCUGUUGGAAUACUGCAUAUAAUCCCAGAUGCUGAAUUAGAACUCAAGAUCAAACAAGGCAGGAGAGACCAUAAAUGUUCUGAGUGUCAGAAAAGCUUUUCGUCCCCUUCCAAACUUGAAAGGCACCACUUGAUCCAUGCAGGAGAAAGACCUUUCAAGUGCUCUAUCUGUUAUAAGGCUUUCAGGCAAGCGGCACAUCUCAAGGUUCACCAGCGAGUUCACGAUAAAAUGUCAGCUGACCAUAGUUCAUUUUCAAGUGAAAUGAUAGACAUCGGGGUUAACGGACACGACUCAAGUCACUCGCAUGCGAUUGAAGACAUCUCUGAGACUCUUAAUUAUGGUAGGCAUGAAGAUAUCGGAGACGGACAGGAAAGUCAAGUUGCGGGUGUAGAGGUAGCCCUGGAAUCUGAACAUUGUGAUGAAUAUUGGUGCGAACCACUCGAUGGGCUCUUCAGUUGUAAGGAUUGUAACAAGUCCUUUGUCACCAAGAGGAGACUGCAGCUGCACAGGUGUUUUCCUAAAAGCAAACAAUCAGAAGCAGAGUCGAGCUUCUUUCAAUGUGCCAUAUGUUUCAAAAUCUUCAAAUCUCCCUACAAACUGAAAAGACACUAUGUUACUCAUACAGGUGAGAGGCCUUAUAGAUGCUCUGUCUGCAAGAAGACCUUCACUCAGUCAGGCCAUUUGAAAACACAUCAGCUCAGUCAUAAAUAGUUUUAAAAUGCUGACAUCUUUUAUAUUGUAGGUAAUUGCCUUACCUCUUGUGAUGUACAUUAUGGCGUGCAAUGUCAAAAUACUACCUGACUCAUUUUUAGCUUCUGUGUUCUUAACAUGGCUUAGAUUUUAAGAGAUUGCAAAGGUUGAUCAGGUAUGAAUUAAUGCAAUAUUUUUGUAUGCAAUUUUAUAAUUUUAAUUCCUCUUAUUGCCAAAUUACAGUUGGAACUAUACUGUAUAAGGCAUUUGGAUGGUUGAGUCCCAAGAUUAUGAAAAUAUCUAAAAUGUACAUGAUUAUCUGACCAUGCUUGUUGAAUUUUAACACUUGUUUAAUUAUCUUCUGAAUAUAAAAAUAUAAGGAUGUAGAACGUGUUUUGUUUUGUUUUUUUGAGAGUUGUACAAGGUCACAGAACUGAAGUCAUAUAAUCUUGCAUGCCUGCCAAAGCCAUCUUUUUUUCCUGGAACUUGUUUGUUGAUAUUCAGCUCCUGCUGUCAUUUCAUUAUUUUUGAUUGAGCUGUUAACUUAAUACUAAUCUUUCUUUGACAUGUUUCAAUUUUAAGGUGCUACAAAGUGUAAAUUGUACUAUUGAGUGUGAGUGUAUGUGAAUAUGAAAGUAGUUGUUCAACAUAUUUUUGCUAAUGUCUCCCACUGUCAAAGUUACGUUUAAAUGUUUCAUUACUUGUUCUAGGCUCCGAUAAACACAAAAACAUCACUGACUCAUUACAAAUACAAGUAUUUAUUUGUAUUUUUUAUGUAAGGGACAACACAAUACAUAGAACAAACAUAUGUCAUGGGACCUACUGUAGGACCAGGUUUUUUUGUGCUAUUACAUAAAAAACAGGUCUACAAAAUGUUUUGGUCACAUUUAUGACAUCUGGUUAAAAAUAGGCAGCCAUAUUAGGUUAGAUAACAUUACAGAUAAGAGGAACUGUCCUGGUCUGCUCUUCUCAUACACGUGGUUCACAAUGCAAUGUAAAAAAUAGUAG
This is a messenger RNA of Conger conger (European conger), 6219 nucleotides long. Its product is annotated as zinc finger protein 729-like. Gene Ontology annotation, molecular function: DNA-binding transcription factor activity; RNA polymerase II cis-regulatory region sequence-specific DNA binding. Gene Ontology annotation, biological process: regulation of transcription by RNA polymerase II. Lineage: Eukaryota; Metazoa; Chordata; Actinopteri; Anguilliformes; Congridae. The transcript has a single exon. The record is from RefSeq and is a predicted model, not a curated record. The coding region runs from base 1 to 5232 and encodes 1743 amino acids.